UUUUAUUUUCUUGCAGCUUCUUUAUGCUCUUUGUGAUCUGGCUGUUCCAGAAGUACACCUCUUUGGCGCAGAAAAUGAUCUUGAGUUUAACUGUGGCUGCAUUAUUUGACAGUAUAGCCUAUCUGAUGGGAGAGGUUAUCCCAGAUGGUGUUCUCUGCAACUUCCAGGCCUGGUGGCUUACGUACUUUGACUGGUGCUCCUUAGCAUGGGUGUGUUGUAUCACCAUCAACCUCUAUUUCAAUUUGGUAAAAGAAACCAGAACAGAUCGCUUUGCAGUUGCAUAUCACAUCAUUGCCUGGGGUGUGCCAUUCAUUCUCUCCUGCCUGCCCCUCUUUGGAGAUUACUACGGACCUGCUGGAGCCUGGUGCUGGAUUACAGACGAUCACGCGGCGUGGAGAUUUGGCAUAUGGUAUAUUCCCUUGUUUGUCCUAAUUUUCCUGAUGAUGUUUUGCUACCUUCGCAUUAUUUACGUCGCUAAACAAAGGGUUUUAACUUGGUCUGGCACAUAUGACCCUGAGAGAGAACGAAGCAAGAUCCUGUUAACCCUGGAAAUAAAGCCACUUAAAUGGUACCCAUCUGUGUACCUGGCUGUAUCCCUCUUUCCUCUCAUUAACAGGCUGCACAAUGCAUUUGAUCCCAGCCAUCCUGUUUUUGUCCUGACAUUCCUGCAUGUUAUGACAGCUCCACUUCACGGACUGGCCAAUGCCAUUGUGUUUGGAUUUGACAGGGAGACCUGGAGUCAGUUGAGCUUCACAUCUCUUCAGCUUGCUUUCCAGUCCCGAUUUUCUGAUACAACACUGAUUAAGGAGUACCAACCAGGGUCAGUACGCUACAUGACCCGCCUGAAAAGUGAUUCCUCAGACUCGUUUGAUGAUAGCACAAUUUAUUCAUCCACCAUGGCUUCUAAGGACGGGGAACCCUGACAGCUCAGAACACCCUGCGAAUAAGCAUGUGUACUGCUGGACUCUUAAACAAAGGAAGAACUGUGACAUUGGAGAUGAAUUGUCAACCCUCAUUAUUACUUCCAGUCGCUUAAUAUUUAAUCGCUAUAAAACUGUGCAGAGACUUCAAACUUGUAGAGGAUGCACUGAGCUAAACACAUCACUUAAAGAGACCACAUUACUUUCAGUUGUCUGUCCUUCAAACGUCAAGAUAAAU
This is a messenger RNA of Callorhinchus milii (elephant shark), 1158 nucleotides long. RefSeq names its product cyclic AMP receptor-like protein A. Gene Ontology annotation, molecular function: G protein-coupled receptor activity. Gene Ontology annotation, biological process: cell surface receptor signaling pathway; adenylate cyclase-activating G protein-coupled receptor signaling pathway. The coding region runs from base 24 to 923 and encodes 299 amino acids. Gene Ontology annotation, cellular component: plasma membrane. The transcript has 11 exons. NCBI's taxonomy places the organism in Eukaryota, Metazoa, Chordata, Chondrichthyes, Chimaeriformes, Callorhinchidae. The record is from RefSeq and is a predicted model, not a curated record.